Molecule: messenger RNA, 5243 nt
Organism: Dermochelys coriacea (leatherback sea turtle)
Lineage: Eukaryota; Metazoa; Chordata; Testudines; Dermochelyidae
Gene: NPNT
Product: nephronectin
Exons: 14
Coding region: 474-2390 (638 amino acids)
Cellular component (GO): membrane
Molecular function (GO): calcium ion binding
Source: RefSeq, a predicted model, not a curated record
GCCCUGCAGAUGCGGAGGGCGAGGCGGCGGCGGCGUGUUAUAAAACCGGCCCCUUUGGCCGGGGGCCGCUCCUGACGGAGCGCCGAGAACCGUGCGGUGCUAUCCCCCGCGGAGGCUGCCGGAGGGGGGAGCGCGCCGCUUUCUCCGUCCCCGAGCGCAGGGGCUCUCCGGAGCUCGGGCGGUUUGCUCGACGCCGCGCCGCGCCGCUCCCUUGGCGUCCCCGGCGCCCCUGCUGGCUGCGGGCGGCGCUGCCCCGCCCCAGCUGCACCCCCCGCGCGCUGGGGAGGGAAGCGCGAGGGGCUCGCGGCCACAGCAGCCGGGAUUAGCCGCAGCCGGAGGCCCCCGCAGUCCAGCUUUCCGCGGGGCGGGGCGGGGCGGGGCGGCGCUGCGAGUGGCUGCGCGGCCCGGCAUCCCUCCUCACGCCGCCGCCGACCCCCCCCCAUACCCUUUUUUUUUUUUUGCUCCCUCCAAACAUGGAUUUGUUCCUCCUGAGCUUACUCGCGGUGGCCUGGCUUCACCUGGAGGCUGCGGCGGAGUUUGACGGCAGGUGGCCCAGACAAAUAGUCUCCUCUAUGGGAUUGUGUCGGUUUGGAAGUAGAAUUGAUUGCUGCUGGGGCUGGGCCCAUCAGUCAUGGGGGCAAUGCCAACCUUUCUACGUCUUAAGGCAGAGAAUAGCCAGAAUAAGGUGCCAACCCAAAGCUAUAUGUCAGCCUAGAUGCAAACAUGGUGAAUGUAUUGGACCAAACAAAUGCAAAUGUCUCCCAGGAUAUACCGGAAAAACCUGCAACCAAGCUGAGCACCUGUAUACAAGCCCAACUGUUCGGCACAGUGAACCACCUCUAUUUCACUCCCUGGAUCAUCAUGCAACAAAUGUGCCUUCAAGGGAUCUAAAUGAGUGUGGAUUAAAGCCUCGGCCAUGCAAACAUCGAUGCAUGAAUACCUAUGGUAGCUACAAAUGCUAUUGUCUGAAUGGAUACAUGCUUAUGCCAGAUGGAUCAUGUUCCAAUGCUCUUUCUUGUUCAAUGGCAAACUGUCAGUAUGGCUGUGAUGUCGUGAAAGGAGAGGUACGCUGCCACUGUCCUUCUCCAGGCUUGCAGCUAGGGCCUGAUGGUAGAACCUGCAUAGAUGUUGAUGAAUGUGCUACUGGGAGAAUUGUCUGUCCCAGAUUUAGGAAAUGUGUUAAUACUUUUGGAAGCUACAUCUGCAAGUGUCAUAAAGGCUUCGAUCUGAUGUACAUUGGAGGCAAAUACCAAUGCUACGAUGUAGAUGAAUGCUCAAUUGGCCAGUAUCAGUGUGGCAGCUUUUCACGAUGUUACAAUACACAGGGAACCUACAAGUGUAAAUGUAAAGAAGGAUACAGAGGCGAUGGAAUAAACUGCCUACCUAUUCCUAAAGUUAUGAUUGAACCAUCUCGUCCAUAUAAUAUAUUCAAGGGCAAUACUACGCUUCCGAAGGGCAGCAGUGGUAUGACCAAUAAGAUUCCUGACAUCAGAGGUACAAGACAGCCCCUGAGACCACCAUAUAUACCAGCUAUUAUUACAGCAAGGCCUGCACCCAAGGCAACAGUACGACCUACACCAAAACCAACAAUAUGGCCUACACCCAAGCCAACUACUAGGUUUGUACCAAAGCCGAUGACAACAAGACCACCACUGAAGCCAGCAACAAGGCCUCCAACACCUCCACAACCUACAACAUCAAAACCUGCACCUACAGCAAGAACCCCACAGUUAACAACUAAAGACUCUUCUCUUGUUCCCACUGAAACUACCUCUCCCCAAGGAAUUACAGUUGACAACAGAAUACAAAUAGAACCUCAGAAACCACGAGGGGACGUGUUUAUACCACGACAGCCUGGAGUGAGCAAUAAUCUGUUUGAAAUAUUUGAAAUUGAAAGAGGGAUUAGUGCAGAUGAGGAUGAAGCAAACGAUGAUCCAGGUAUCCUGGUGCACAGCUGUAACUUUGAUAGUGGUCUGUGUGGAUGGAUCAAAGAUAAAGAUGAUGAUUUGCACUGGGAACCACUUAGAGAUCCAUCAGGUGGACAGUAUGUGACUAUCUCUGAACCCAAAGGCAAAGAGGGAAAAGUAGCACGUUUGGUCUUGCCACUUGGCCAUUUAGCACAUUCAGGGGACUUGUGUCUGUCCUUUAAGCAUAAGCUAUCUGGACUACACUCUGGUCUACUCCAAGUGUUUUUAAGAAAAAAUGGUGCUCAUGGACCAGCGGUCUGGGGAAGAAAUGGUGGCCACGGCUGGAGACAAACGCAAAUAACUUUGCAAGACUCAGGCAUCAAAAGUGUUAUUUUCAAAGGUGAAAAAGGGAAAGGCAGAACUGGGGACAUUGGAUUAGAUGAUGUGAGCUUGAGGAAAGGCCGCUGCUCUGAAGAACAUUAGCAAUAUCACUAGCCUGGCAAAGAACAUAUACAAUUUCUCUUUCCCUUUAAUCCUAUUCCCAUCAAGUUAAAAGAAAACUGUGGGCCAAAGUGGAAAAUAUGGACAGUGAUCACCUAGUUAGCCUGCUUUGUGCAAAUCCCAGUGGAAGCUCCACUUAAAAUAAUGCAAAUUGUCUGUAAGGAUGCAAACCUCAAGCCAAUAUUGGGUGUUUUUACCAUUAUUCCUUGUCCACAUACUUGUGUGUGAUAAAGGUAUAUUGUACCAUGCCUGAAAGAUGCUCCUAUUAAAUGGGCGGGAGAGCCAAGCGUGGCUAAAUGUCAUCAGAAGAGAUCUCCAACUCUCAGUGGUAAUAACUCUUGUUCUGUGUUUUGCCAUACUACUACUAUUACACUGAUGAUAAUGAUAUGCUGUGCGAUUUGUUUGACUUCAUAAUUUGAAGUCAACUGAGGCCUGGACCUGAACUUUAGCUAUUUUACUGCCAUUGACUUUUAAGGAAGGGUGGGUUACGUAUCAAAUAGCAUUUACUCUGCGGUAUCUAUAUUAACAAAAGGCCGUUAUGUAGAGUAGACACUGCAUCCUUUAAUAUUGCUAGUACUGUGUUGUGUAAAUGUGUGUGGUUACUAAUGUAUUUAUGUUUCUUAUAUUUACGGAGUUCAGCUGCAAGGUAAAUGGCAGCUGUGUUUUCAAGCUAAAAUACAGUAUGUGAGCUCUGUGUAUUCUUUGACCCUCUGCUGGUGAGCACUGAUAAAUCAGCAGUGUCCUGACGUUUUCUAUCUUUUGGCCCUAAAUACUAGUGUGAUUUUUUUUACAUGAGGUUAUGACUGAAAACAAAGGGCCAGAUCCUCAGCUGGUGUACUCUGGUGUGUAAUUCAAUGGAUUGUCAUAGUACUAAACUAGUUUACACCAGCUGAUGAGCAAGACGCUGCCUAUUGUUAACUCCCAUUGAUCUCUCUGGGAGUGUAGGAUGCUGAGCACCUCCAAGGAGGUGCUUUUACAAUCUGCAGCAUUGAGUUUGUUGAAGUCAGCGGCAGUUUUGCUAUUGACAAUUAAUAGGAUAGGCCACAAUCUGUGCCGAUAGUAAAUUGUUACUAUCUAAGCAGCACAAGUGAGUCAGUUGCUCUAAUGCAUUGAAAUAUAACUGGCCACUGAAUCUUGCAUCUGUACAAGGUCCUUGCCAGACUGCUCAGAAAACUGCAACAGAACGUUUAGAGCUAAAAUGUUAGUUCUAGAUGGAAUUAAUAUUUAUCAGAAUAUUGGGCUUUUUCUUUUAGUCAUCCAUUUUGGGUGUGAUAAAUGUACAACUCUGUGGAGAAAUGUUGAAUUUCUCUACUUGGCUUGUCUAGCCUUUUUUAAAUGAAAAAACUUUAUCAGCAUUGAAAAUCAAUUUUAAAUUUGACAAACUUAUCUUUAAGAAAGUUAGAAGCAAAGUUAGAUUGUUGUUCUAGGGAGACAACCUUAAUAUUUCAAAAAGGUACAGCCAGAAGACAAAAGGCCUUAUGACCUUUUAAUUAAAUGUAAGCUCAAUGUAUCAUUAUGUAUGAUCUUAUAAAAGUUAUUUCUGGUUUCAACAAAAACCUGUCUAGUCUUGCACACCCUGUCCAUAAGGAUGACAUUGCAAGACAAAGUCCUAAUUUCAAACUUUUAUUGGGACAUACCUUGGGUUAGCAAAUCUACAGUGUGUUUGUUAGCUCAUCCUAAAAGGAUUAAAACAUACUUUGUACCAAGAUAUGAUUUGGUAAGACAGUUAAAACAUGUUACAGCCCUUGGAGGUUCAGGUAAAAUGGCAUUUCAUCCCCAGAAGAAAGACCCACCCAGGUUUUAAUCAUUUUGCAAUUAGGACUGGGCAUAUGGAAGUUUUGUUAGUGCAGAUGGUGUAUCACAGGUCAGUGCAUUUCUUCUGCCCUUUCAACAUGCAAAUGUGCAGGCAUGUACCAAUUGGAGGAUUUGGGAUCUCUGAACUUUCAUUAAUUUCAUAAGUAGUGAAUGGACCUUUCAUCUGUAGUACAGUAUACAACCUUAUUAUGCCACUGUCUAUGCUUGAAUGGGAUAAACAAAUGAACAUUAUAGCAAGAGGCAAGAUUAAUACUAUAAACAGCUACAUAUUCGCUUUGUUGAUGUACAGCAUAUAAUGGCUCCAAACCACCCCUAGUCAAAGAGUACCCUGGAUAGUUCAUCACUCACCUCUAAAAAUUACUCUGCCUGAUUUGAUUGCCGGAGUUUAUUGAAUUGUCACCAGCCCCCUGCAAAAGGUUAAAAAAAGUAUUUAAGGUUACGGAGCUUGUUCAGUCCACUUCCAUUUUGGUAGAGGAGACAACAUUUAACUUGCUCUGUUGGGUCACCUUUUCCCCUUUUUGCAUGAUUCUCUGUCCUCCUGCCAAAGUCCCUGAUCUUGCAAUGAGCUCUAUGCAGGCUCACCCCUGAAUCCAUGCAGAAUGUCACCAAAGUGAAUGGGAGUUAGCAAGGACGGAGAGGUCUGCCCACAUGGAGUUCAUUAAUUGGGGAUGUAACUAAGACUCUACAAGCUGCACUACGUUAGCAGAGAAUACCAUUUUCCAUACAUUCCAGGCACAAUAUCGGGUGUGCAGAUGACUGUAUGAGAUCUGAAUAUAGCCUUAAGACAUCGUUUAUAGCUACCCAUUUCCUUUAUUGUUCAAUAACUGCAUAGCUUGUUCUAAAUAAAAUCCUCCUGAAAAAUCCACUCUAAGUAUCAACGAGAAGAUAUUGCGCUAAACUCUAAUGGAAACAGUUAUCAAACGUACUGUAUAUCAUCUUAACUGUCUUAUAAUUUAAGUUUUUGAAGAAAUGUUAACUUUCCUCCCAAACUGACUGAAAAUAAAAUAUCUUUGUAAAUUA